AUGGAUAGGAUCGGAGCUUUACCCGACGAGGUCCUAACCCACAUUCUCUCAUUUGUUCCCACCACACAAGCCAUAGUCACAAGCAUUCUUUCAAAGAGAUGGAUUCAUCUAUGGCGUCACGUUCCCCUUCUUCAUUUCAGCGACACAAGUCUGAAAAACCUAGCAGACAAUUAUCGCUUCAACGAAUUCGUCUACAGCAUUCUACUCUCUCGAGAAGCCGCCGGUAAUCAUUCCAUCAACACUUUCUUCCUCGACAUUGAAUAUUUUUACGCUAAACUCGCUUUUCGUCCUAGCAAUCCCAAUAUCAAAAAUUGGGUCGAUUAUGCAGUUGAACGCAAAGUUCAACAUCUUGAUCUCUAUCUCGACGUUCUUCGUCAUGUCGAUAAGCAUCGAAACUUCCCUAGACUGCCUGUUAGUGUAUUCAAUUGUAGAACCCUAGUUUCUCUCAAGCUUCAUUGGUUUCAUGUGGAGGAAUAUUUUUCCUUAGAUUUUAUUGGAUUUCCGUCACUUAAAGUGCUUCAUUUGAAAGAAAUCUACUUCCAUGAAUAUGAAGAAUUUAUUUUGCUUCUAGCUGGAUGUCCUGUUCUUGAAGAUUUACAUGUAUCUGAUGUGAAUUUCGGAUGUUUGAAAAUUCUUUUGGAGUUUGAUAAUGUCUUUAAAACCUCAAGCUUAAGCAAUUUGACUAGCGUAUAUAUUAGAGGCUGCUGUUUUGAUUUUUGGUUGAAAGCACUUUCAAAUUUGAAGUUUCUCAGUAUAAACUUUUUGAAGGGCGAUCAGCAUGAUAUUUUUCCUGUCUUCCAUAAUUUGACCCACUUGGAGCUUACUUAUGAUUGGUAUAGAGUUGUGCAAGUGCUCCAACACUGCCCUAAACUUCAAAAGCUAGACUUUCAUCAGAAGUUACCAAGCAGUUCGGAUGAGUACUUUAUAGAAAAUUGGGCAGACCUAGAAUUUGUUCCAAAGUGCCUUUCAUUAAACCUUACAAGUUGCACUCUUUGGGGCUUUUUACUCACCACCUUACAAGGGCCUCUGCAACAUGCCAACUUUCAUUUAAUUGAUUGGUCACCUGAAUUAGAAAGAAAUUUGUCCUCAUGCCCUAGGGCCUCUGCAACAUGUCAACUUUCAUUUAAUUGA
Vicia faba (fava bean) is the source of this 1131-nucleotide messenger RNA. NCBI's taxonomy places the organism in Eukaryota, Viridiplantae, Streptophyta, Magnoliopsida, Fabales, Fabaceae. The record is from the annotation of a GenBank genome assembly.